Racocetra fulgida is the source of this 291-nucleotide messenger RNA. The record is from the annotation of a GenBank genome assembly. NCBI's taxonomy places the organism in Eukaryota, Fungi, Glomeromycota, Glomeromycetes, Diversisporales, Gigasporaceae.
AUGGGAUAUGUGCAUAAAGAUUUGCACGGUGGAAGUAUAGAAGUAAUUACCAAUGCAACCAAUGCAACUGCAUAUAUCUCUGAUUUCAAUAUGGCUAACAAAAUUGAGCAAGAACAUGAGGAUAAAGAAAUAUACGGAGUGUUGCCCUACGUAGCUCCCGAAGUUUUAAUGGGUCAUGGAUAUACAACAGCAUCGGACAUUUAUAGUUUUGGUGUUAUAUUAAGUGUAGUCUCUACAGGAAUUGGUCCUUUUGAUGAUCGCUCAUUUAACUUUGAAUUGGUACUAGAGAUA